Molecule: messenger RNA, 2843 nt
Organism: Haplochromis burtoni (Burton's mouthbrooder)
Lineage: Eukaryota; Metazoa; Chordata; Actinopteri; Cichliformes; Cichlidae
Gene: ctnnal1
Product: catenin (cadherin-associated protein), alpha-like 1
Exons: 19
Coding region: 373-2643 (756 amino acids)
Biological process (GO): cell adhesion; Rho protein signal transduction
Molecular function (GO): cadherin binding; actin filament binding
Source: RefSeq, a predicted model, not a curated record
CGCUCCCCACUUAAGCAGUCAGCAGUGAAAACCCGACUGCGUGUGCGUGCUCUGUGCGUGGUUGCCCACAGUGGUGUGCUGCAGUCCGCUCCCUGCCGUAGUUGAGUAAAGUACAUGGACAUUAGCGGGCGCAGCGGCACAACCACCGAGCUGGAGUGGAUUAAAACUGCGUGCGUGCGUGGAGAGCCACUCGACGACCGACUGCGAAACCCCCGGAGUGUAAUCCCAAGUCCGUUAUACCAGUUUGCAAAUGCGAAACAGCAAAGCAGAGGCUGUCGGUAAACUCAGUUAGUGGCGUGCAUUGUGUGUGCGUGUAUGUGUGUGUGAGAGUGUGUGUCAAUCAGGGAGAGAGGGAGAGAAAGCUCGGCGGGAAUGGCUUCAUCUCCGUGCGGCAACAGUAACUUUGAUUCCGGUCUGGAAAUCAAAACUCGCUCGGUGGAGCAGACGCUUAUUCCUUUAGUUUCGCAGAUCACCACUCUGAUCAACCACAAAGACAAGCCAAAGAAGUCAGAGCGCACCCUGGCAGCUAUACACAGGGUGGGCCAGGCGGUGAGUGUAGCAGUGGGGCGUUUUGUAGCAGUCGGGGAGGCCAUUGCCGCAGAGAACCAGGAGCUGAAGGAUGAGAUGGGUCAAGCCUGCUUCGAAGCUCGCAGAGCAGGUGAUGCCAUAGCCCAGCUGACAGAUGUUGGCUCGGCCUUGCCGUCCCAGUUGGAUGGACGUGUCACAGUGUUCAGUGAUAGGACAGCGAUGGUGAAGGCUGCUCGAUUGCUCCUCUCUUCUGUCACCAAAGUCCUGGUGCUGGCCGACCGCAUCGUCAUCAAACAGAUAAUCACAUCACGCAACAAGGUUCUGGUAACGCUCGAUCAUCUGGAAAGAGUCAGCACCUUCCAGGAAUUUGUUCAGAUUUUCAGCCAGUUUGGCAACGAGAUGGUGGAGUUUGCUCACCUGACGGGAGACAGACAGAAUGACUUGAAGGAUGAGAAGAAGAAAGCCCGGAUGGCAGCAGCUAGAGCAGUGCUGGAGAAGUGCACCAUGAUGCUCCUCACAGCCUCCAAGACUUGCCUGAGGCACCCAGACUGUGAGUCGGCGCGGAUCAACAAAGACGCCGUGUUCCACCGAAUGCGCUGUGCCCUGGAGCAGGUCAUCGAGAUUGUCACUGAAGCACGGAGCUGUGGGGAGAACAGGAUCCUUCCUGCCAGCAUCUACAAUGGCAUCAAGGAAUUUAAGUCCGGCGUGGAGUGCCUGCGGGAGAACCUAUACUCCUUGUCACCGCAGAGCAUGUCCAGCCAGCUGGAGGCUCUGGUCGAGCGGACAGAGGACUUCACUGAUUCGGCCUACACCAGUCAUGAGCAGCGUCAGGCCAUCCUUGGACUGUGCCAGCUGGCGCGCCAGGACACCCAGCAGCUGGUACACGCCUGGGUUGAGGCGCAGUCUGUCCACGCCAAAGAGGCCACGAAGGACAUGGAGGUGGCCAUCCUGAAGACGUCCCAGAGUGUCAGCGACCUCAGACGUGAGCUCCACAAGGUUGCGGUGGGUCGAGCCUCAGAUUUGCUGAAAGUUCAUGGGGAGCAGCUGCCUCUGCGGGCUCUCAAAGCAGCAGGCGCCGAGGGAAACCUGGAGGAAGUGGCAGAGUAUUCGCGCACGCUCACUGAGCAGAAGGAGCAGCUGGUGGAGACGUGUCGGCUGUUGUGCCAUGUGUCGGGCACAGAGCCAUUAGAGAUCACCUGCAUACACGCUGAGGAGACCUUCCAUGUCAUUGGUCCACAGAUCAUCUCAGCAGCCCAGACGCUGGCUCUCCACCCAUCUAGUAAAAUUGCAAAGGAGAACCUGGAAGUGUUCUGCGAGGCCUGGGAGUCGCAGCUCUGUGACAUGGCUCUGCUGCUGAGAGAGAUCAACGACGUCUUUGAAGGCAGGCGAGGAGACAAAAGGCCUUAUUUGUCACUUCCUAGACCUGGGAAGCACUUGGCGAACAUGAAGACUGCCAAGGCUGUCAAGUUGGAUGCAGAGGAGCAGACAAGUAUGGCCAAGCUGGGUCUGGAACUUCGUCUUCUGUCGUCAGAUGUAGACACAGAGGUGGAAAAGUGGGAGGACCAGGAGCAUGAAAUUGUCCGGCAGAGCCAGAGCCUCGCCAGUAUGGCCUACAACAUGUACCUGUUCACCAGAGGGGAGGGACUGUUGAAAACAACGCUAGAUCUUUUUCAUCAAGCUGAGGUUCUUUCUGAAGAGGGGCUCCAGCUGUGCUCAUCUCUCCGCACUUUUUCCUCUCAGUUGGUUGAUGAGGAAAAGACUGUGGUGAUGACAGAAAUGGAGAAGCUGCUGGCUUUGUGCCAACAGCUGCAGAUGGGGGCUAAGACUCCUGUACAGGGCAAGGCUGCCACCUUCCAGAAGGUGGACUCAUUCAUUCAGGCAACCAGGAGCAUCCUGAGUGUGGUCCUCUCCCUCCUGCCAUGCUGUAACAAGCUCAAUAGAAAGUACAAGUCAGAGAGGAACAGCCUCAGUUCCCCACAGGAUUGGAGAGAAAGGCAAGACGCAUCCACACCUGUCAAAGAGGAAGGAGCUCUCAACACCAAGAACAGCAACGGAUUUGGCGUUAAAUCUUUGGAGCAGCACAUGGCUGGUCUCAACCUCCUUGAGAGCAAAUAAUCCCAGGCAAUCUCUUCCUUUGUCCACUCUUCCCGAUAAAGCAGCACAUAGCUGACCUCACCUCUCUGGAGAAAAUAUGAUCUUAGAAAUAGCCCCAGUCCCCACCCCCAUCCAUCAUUCAGUACUAGUCUGGUAAAGAUGGUUGACUUGGCUCAACCGGAAUUUGCAUUUCCUGCCUGGAUGAUGUUUGCACAAGAAAA